Messenger RNA from Mercenaria mercenaria, 1745 nucleotides. Its product is annotated as leucine-rich repeat protein lrrA-like. Gene Ontology annotation, molecular function: protein binding. The coding region runs from base 246 to 1691 and encodes 481 amino acids. The record is from RefSeq and is a predicted model, not a curated record. Lineage: Eukaryota; Metazoa; Mollusca; Bivalvia; Venerida; Veneridae. The transcript is spliced from 3 exons. Gene Ontology annotation, cellular component: extracellular matrix.
UAUUUCUCCGGUGUUCACUUUAUAAAUUUCAUAAAGGUCAUCCUAUCUAAAUAUAAGAUGUGAAAUAUUUUCUUAAUCAAAAUCUAAAAUUAACCUGGUUCUAUCAGGUCAAAUUUGUAUGAAAUGUGGAAUAUUUUUUCAGGUUGUGUCUUUAUUUAUAUCGCGUCAGUAAAUUCUUCCUAGUCACAACAGCACCUUAAAGUAAAGAUAAUUUCUGCAGUGGUGCCCAUUACUUAAAUCGUCAAAUGAGAUCAUUUAAGCAAAUUUUCAGAAGUCAAAUGUUACUCAGCAGUAGGAAACGUACCAGAAAAAGCAUGGACAACAUUCAUACACAUAUUUCUGUAUUCCUAAUAUUAAUCACGGUGAUAUCCCGGACAAAUGGCUUUAUACUUGAAGAAAAGUGUGAUGCCCCAAUACAAUGCACGUGCUCAUCGCCAACCAUUGACUGCUCUAACAAACGUCUACCAAGAAUUCCGCAGUUUAAUAUGUCAAACCCCCUACACAUGAUGUAUUUACAAUUACAGCACAACCGAAUAAUUGUGGUUCCUGAAGACUCCUUUGUUGGUAUCAGUGCUGAUCAGAUGUAUAUUGACAUGUCAUCAAACCACAUGCGAGAUAUACACCCACUCGCCUUCAAAAGUAUCCAGGACAAGAUAACCAUAUUGAAACUGGACCACAAUCUACUGACCACUGUUCCAGUCGCAGUUGCCAACCUCACCAAACUUGUUUAUCUUGACGUACAUGCAAAUCCAAUAAAGUCUUUCGAUCAAACUGUUUUAGAGCCCCUUGGUGGUCAUCUUGAAAUAUUCUAUGCUGGAUCUGACUCAUUGGCUGAAUGGCCGAGCGAACUAAGUUUUUUGAAACAUUUGAAGGCACUUCAUCUCUUUGAUUUUACGAUGAAUGACCUGCCCGUCGAUGCAUUCAAAAGCGUAGCCACAUCUCUAGUUAACUUUGAAAUCGACGGGUCUAAUUUGACACGAAUACCACAUGCCGUGUGUAAUUUGCAACGAGUAGUUAAUUUCUAUUUUACCAGCAAUAUCAACCUUGACGAUGAUGAUAUUUUACCAGUUUGCAAUUCCGCCCUUACAUCAGUCACUUCCGUGACUAUGGACAACAACAAUUUGGUAGAAUUUCCGAGAGUCUUUACUCUGUUUCCAAGCAUGUCGAGUUUGUCCUUGUCGUCUAACCCAAGACUGACUUCUAUGUCUGGUGUUUCAGUUCCGGAAAGUACUGCACUAACAUCAUUAACCCUUAGAGAAAAUAACUUUUAUGAAAUUCCUCAACAUAUUGGGAAUUUAACAAACUUGCGGACCCUUGACUUUCAGUCAAACAAUAUCACAGAACUUUUUGACAAUGACCUUGAUCAUCUUACUCAUUUGACACGCCUACUUUUAAGCAAUAAUCCAAUCAGCUUGAUCGAUGACCACACCUUCACAAACAGGAGCAGCCUUUAUCAGCUUAGUCUUGAUGGAACAGACCUUCCAACAAUACCGCGGACAAUUCAGGACCUUAAGAAUCUGCAUACAUUAGACUUUAGGAAAAAUAAAUUGAACUGCAGUUGUGAUUAUCUUGCUUGGAUGAAAAGUUGGCCGCAAGUCAAUUCAAUCCAUAUUACCGGCGAAUGUGCAAACCCACAUUUUGGUGAACCAAUCCAAACGUUCAUUCUGUUGGAGUUACCUAGAUGUCAGUAAUGAUAGUAUUUGAAAUCCUUUGUAUGUUUAAAUUAAACGUCACAUAUAACAUGA